CCGCGAGCAAGCAGCCCGCCCGCCCGCCCGCCCGCCCGCAGCGGCCUCCGGCUCCCGCGCCCCGCGCCCCGCGCCCGGCCCGCGCCCCCAGACCCCGGGGCCCGCGCCCCCGGGCGGGAUGCGUCAUGGCCACGCUGGCUUGCCGGGUGCAGUUCCUGGACGACACGGACCCUUUCAACAGCACCAGCUUCCCCGAGCCCAGCCGCCCGCCGCUCUUCACGUUCCGCCAGGACCUGGCGCUCGGCACCCAGCUGGCCGGGGUGCACCGGCUGCUGCGGGCGCCGCACAAGCUCGACGACUGCACGCUGCAGCUGUCCCACAAUGGCACCUACCUGGACCUGGAGGCCACCCUGGCAGAGCAGCGGGACGAGCUAGAAGGCUUCCAGGAUGACGCUGGGCGGGGCAAGAAGCACAGCAUCAUCCUGAGGACACAGCUGUCUGUGAGGGUCCACGCCUGCAUCGAAAAACUGUACAACUCCAGUGGGCGAGAUUUAAGAAGGGCCCUUUUCUCCCUGAAGCAGAUAUUUCAGGAUGACAAGGAUUUGGUGCAUGAAUUUGUGGUGGCUGAAGGUCUGACCUGUUUGAUCAAAGUGGGAGCUGAGGCCGACCAGAACUAUCAGAACUACAUCCUGAGGGCUCUGGGCCAGAUUAUGCUGUAUGUGGAUGGGAUGAACGGAGUAAUAAACCACAAUGAAACCAUUCAGUGGCUGUACACUCUCAUCGGGUCAAAGUUCCGCCUGGUGGUGAAGACGGCCCUGAAGCUGCUGCUGGUCUUCGUGGAGUACUCCGAGUCCAACGCGCCCCUGCUGAUCCAGGCGGUCUCCGCGGUGGACACAAAGCGAGGAGUUGUACCCUGGUCAAAUAUCAUGGAAAUCCUGGAGGAGAAAGACGGGGUCGACACGGAGCUGCUAGUUUAUGCGAUGACUUUAGUGAACAAGACGUUGUCAGGAUUGCCAGACCAAGAUACCUUCUACGACGUGGUGGACUGCCUGGAGGAGCUGGGUAUUGCGGCCGUGUCCCAGCGGCACUUGAACAAGAAGGGGACUGACCUGGACUUAGUGGAGCAGUUGAACAUUUAUGAGGUGGCAUUGCGGCAGGAGGAUGGUGAUGAGACUGCUGAGCCGCCCCCCAGUGGGCGUCGGGAACGGAGGAGGGCCAGUCUGUGUUCCGCGGGCAGCGUGGGCGAGCAGCGGGGCCUGGACCGCAGGCGCAGUCGCAGGCACUCAGUGCAGAGCGUCAGGGGUCCCCUCUCGGCCCCAACCAGUCCCUGCUCCCAGACAGCUCCAAGCUUCAAGCCCAGUCAAGUGUGGGAUCUUCGUGAAAAGGAUGAGGAGGAGGAGGAAGAGGAGGAAGAGGAGCAGCCAGUCACGGAACCCAAUUCAGAGGAAGAGAGAGAGGAUGAUGCCCCCUCUCAGGGCAAGGACAGCAGCCAGGCCGGCCCUGCCUCAGAGCAGAAGCACACUGGGCAGGAGAGCCCAACCCUCCCCCCUGCCUCCAGUGCCACCUCCAUCUCCCAGGGAAAGCAGCUUCCAGCCAGCACUGCAGGGGGGAGCCCCUGGGGCAAUGGGUCCUCUGGGCCUGCCCUGCUGCCCCACCCCACCCCUGCCUCUCGGACCUCCACACCUGGCCCCCCGAAGGCAUCGCAGACCAUAGCAAAGCUGCCCUAUGUGCCCCACAGCCCCUUCCAUCUCUUCUCCUAUGACUUCGAGGAUUCACCCUUAUCCGCCAAGGACAAGGAACCCGAGGCCCAGAAGGAAAGCAGUGGCUCUGAUUCUCUCCUUCUGAGCGUGAAUUCUGCCUCUGAUCCUUACAACUUCCGGUCUUUCUCUUCUAAUAGAUACAACAACUUUGGCAACCAUUCUUACCACCCUUCAAGACCUUCUUCUGGAUCCACUGUGCCCACUGCUUCCACAUCAUCUCUUCCAACCCCCCAGGAUCCCAGGCUGGACAGGUCAUCACUGAGUGGUCUUGUCACGUCAUCCUUUAGGCAGCACCAGGAGUCCCUGGCAGCCGAGAGAGAGAGGCGGCGGCAGGAGAGAGAAGAAAGGUUGCAGAGAAUAGAACGGGAAGAAAGGAACAAGUUCAGUAGCCGAGAGUAUUUAAACAAAAAAGAGGAGCAGAGACAAGCAAGAGAAGAAAGAUACAAAUACUUGGAGCAGUUGGCAGCCGAGGCGCACGAGAAGGAGCUCAGAAGCCGGAGUGGGAGCCGGGGCAGAGCUGACCUCUCCUUGGACCUGACCUCAUCGGCAGUCCCGGCCACCCCCGCCCUUCUGAGUCCGGAACCUUCCUCUCUAGACUCACAGGAGGCUCUCCCGGGAGCACCGUCCUGCCCGGGAACACCUCAGCAUCCCCAAGCAAGCACCCAGGAUCCUGCACCAGAACCAGGACCAGAGGAGGAGGUGGGGCAGGUGGCCGAUGAGGCCAACCAGGAAGUAGCCCCUGCCCACGUGGGGACUGAGAGCGAAGUGGAGCAGGAGCUGGAAGAGCGAGCCUCCCUCAGUGAGAAGGAGAGGCGGAACGAGGAGGUGAACGAGAGGGACAACUGCUCUGCCUCGAGCAUCUCAUCCUCCAGCAGCACGUUAGAAAGGGAGGAGAAGGAGGACAAGCUCCCCAGGGACAGGGGCACUGGUUUGUGGUCCGCGGGGGUUCAGGAUGCCAGUGUAAAUGAACAGUGUGGCGACAUCCUCACCAACAAACGCUUCAUGCUGGACAUGCUGUAUGCCCAUAACAGAAAGCCCACGGAUGCCGAGGAUAAGGGGGAGGAUGAGCCCGCGGGCGCUGAGCAGGGGGCAGAGGCGGUGCCCAGCCUGGCCAGCAGGAUAUCCACGCUGCAGGCCAGCUCCCUGGUGCAGGACGAGAGUGUCAGGAGGGUGGACGUGGGCUGCCUGGACAACCGGGGCAGUGUGAAAGCCUUCGCGGAGAAAUUCAACAGCGGGGACCUAGGAAGAGGGCCCGUGUCCUCCGACACCCAACCCGAUGACACGGUCCCAGAGAAAUCGUCCCCCCAGCCCAAGACUGAAUCCGACCACAUCUGGGACCAGCUCAUGGCCAACCCGAGGGAGCUCAGGAUCCAAGACAUGGACUUCACCGACCUGGGAGAGGAGGACGACAUCGACGUCCUAGACGUGGACCUGGGUCACGGGGAGGCCCCUGGGCCGCCUCCCCCGCCGCCACCUACCUUUCUGGGUCUGCCACCCCCGCCCCCUCCACCCUUGCUGGACAGCGUGCCUCCCCCUCCCGUCCCCGGUAAUUUAUUGGCUCCUCCUCCAGUAUUCAGUGCUCCUCAGGGCUUAGGGUGGCCCCAGGUACCCAGGGGUCAGCCGGCAUUCACGAAGAAGAAGAAGACCAUCCGUCUGUUCUGGAAUGAGGUUCGGCCUUUCGAGUGGCCCUGUAAGAACAACCGGCACUGCAGAGAAUUCCUCUGGUCAAAACUGGAACCGAUCAAGGUGGACACGUCCAAGCUGGAGCACCUGUUCGAGUCGAAGUCUAAGGAAUUGUCCGUCUCAAAGAAAACUGCCGCGGACGGGAAAAGGCAGGAGAUCAUUGUCCUGGACUCAAAGAGGAGCAACGCCAUCAACAUCGGGCUGACCGUGCUGCCCCCGCCAAGAACGAUCAAGAUCGCCAUCUUGAAUUUUGAUGAAUAUGCCUUAAAUAAGGAGGGAAUCGAGAAAAUUCUAACCAUGAUCCCCACGGAAGAGGAGAAGCAGAAAAUCCAGGAGGCCCAGCUGGCCAACCCUGAGGCACCGCUGGGCAGCGCAGAGCAGUUCCUCCUCACACUCUCCUCCAUCAGCGAGCUCUCAGCACGGCUCCACCUCUGGGCGUUCAAGAUGGACUAUGAAACCACAGAAAAGGAAGUGGCAGAACCGCUCUUGGACCUGAAGGAAGGAAUAGACCAGCUGGAGAACAAUAAAACCUUGGGCUUCAUCCUGUCUACUCUCUUAGCCAUCGGGAACUUUCUAAAUGGAACUAAUGCCAAAGCGUUUGAGUUAAGCUACCUCGAGAAGGUUCCGGAAGUGAAAGACACCGUGCACAAGCAGUCGCUCCUCCACCACGUGUGCACCAUGGUGGUGGAGAACUUCCCCGACAGCUCCGACCUGUACUCGGAGAUCGGGGCCGUCACCAGGUCAGCCAAGGUUGACUUUGAUCAGCUUCAGGAUAAUUUAUGUCAGUUGGAGAGAAGAUGCAAGGCUUCGUGGGAUCACCUCAAGGCAAUUGCAAAACAUGAAAUGAAACCCGUUUUAAAACAACGCAUGUCAGAGUUCCUGAAAGACUGUGCUGAGCGAAUUAUAAUUUUAAAGAUUGUCCAUAGGAGAAUAAUUAACAGGUUCCAUUCCUUUUUGCUCUUUAUGGGGCAUCCGCCGUAUGCGAUCCGGGAAGUGAACAUAAACAAGUUCUGCAGGAUCAUUAGUGAAUUUGCCCUGGAGUACCGCACCACCCGGGAAAGGGUUUUGCAGCAAAAACAGAAGCGGGCCAACCACAGGGAGAGAAAUAAGACCAGAGGGAAGAUGAUCACCGAUACUGAUGAAGAGGAUGACAUGGAGUCCGGCAAGUUUUCCAGCAGUUCUCCGGCACCCGCGAGCCAACCGCAGGGCCUGAGCUACGCAGAGGACGCCGCGGAGCACGAGAACAUGAAGGCUGUGCUGAACACCUCGUCCCCGACCCUGGACGAUGCCACCCCGGCGCUGGGCAUCCGCACACGCAGCCGGAUGAGUCGAGGAUCCGCUGGCUCAUGGACCAUGGGAAACGAUGACUCACCCAACGUCACAGAUGAUGCCGCCGAUGAGAUCAUGGACCGAAUCGUCAAGUCUGCCACCCAGGUGCCCAGUCAGCGAGUGGUGCCUCGGGAGAGGAAGCGCUCCCGGGCCAACCGGAAAUCUCUGCGGAGGACCCUGAAGAGCGGCCUGACCCCAGAAGAAGCCCGCGCCCUGGGCCUGGUGGGCACCUCGGAGCUGCAGCUGUGACCUGGGGACGCCCUAAGAAGUGUGCCUGCGCAGAGCGCAUGCUCCUGCUGGACGAAGCCCCUGCAGUGCGGGGCGAGGAGGCUCUGUGUCAGCAUCAGCAUCGAAAGGUCUGAGAGAAAGGGCCCAUUUCUCUGUGGCGCCACGGGCUGUGUUGCAUGGAGUCUCCUUCCUGUACUUUCUCUUGUUUCCUUGGCACCCGGUUUAGUAGUUCCAAAGGGUGACACCUUUUCUGUGUGAGGAACGGACCUUUUACAGAGCAGAUCACUCUGUCAGUGACUAAGGGAAUAGAUUCACGGACUGGGUCUCUCCACACCACCAAAGUAUCCCGAUGUAAAACCCAAACUGUACACAAAGGAAAGCACAGGUUGUUGGCCAGUUGUGGAUUUUAGAUGUACUAAAUGUUUAUAUGGAUUCAUAAAUGUACACCAUGUUUCAGAUACUAAAUAAAUAGAGUUUAAUGUC
Molecule: messenger RNA, 5423 nt
Organism: Pipistrellus kuhlii (Kuhl's pipistrelle)
Lineage: Eukaryota; Metazoa; Chordata; Mammalia; Chiroptera; Vespertilionidae
Gene: FHOD3
Product: formin homology 2 domain containing 3
Exons: 29
Coding region: 126-4961 (1611 amino acids)
Biological process (GO): actin filament network formation; cortical actin cytoskeleton organization; cardiac myofibril assembly
Cellular component (GO): cytoskeleton; cytoplasm
Molecular function (GO): actin filament binding
Source: RefSeq, a predicted model, not a curated record